AUGGACGAAGAUCCUUACUUUCGCAAAUUGUCGGCGGAGCUACUGGGCAAGAUAGCCAUCGCGCUGCUGCUUUACGAGGCGGCGAGGACCAGCGUCCUCACCCGCCGAUGGUGGAGUCAGUGGAGGUCGCCGGUGUUGCCGAACAGCCACUUCGCCGGCAACGACAUCACCAAGUUCAUGCCCGACGGUUAUCCAAUCUCCUGCUUCGACACCGUGGGUGAAUUCCUGAGCUGGGUCGACCAGGUUAUCCUUCGGGGAGAGCUCUUCCUUCUCCGCCCGGCCCGCACCCGGUUGAGAAACCGCCGUACCGAGUUCUCCAUCGACUCUCUAGGGCUGAAUUUUGAACCGGAGGAUCCCCAUUGCGGAUGGAUCGAAUUCAAUAAGGACAGAUCCAAAACCACGGCGCCAUUGGUGGAUGGCGCCUGCAUCUACUGCCGAUCCAAAGUCGUAUCCUUUCUAAGCCGUCCGCCGCACGGAGGACUCUCCCUGAGCAGUCUUUUGUCGGGAAGAAGGCGGCAGGAGCUUCUCAAACACUUGACCCUACGGAACUGCGACAUGGACAUCUUCAAGUUCCAAUUCGCCAGCCCCUACAAAUCAAUCAGGUUUCUGAAAUCCCUGGCGGUGCAAAAGGGGCGGUUGAUUGAGGCGAUGUUCCUGUGGGAGCUUAUCCCUGGUUUCAAGGAUCUCGAGGAGUUGACUUUGGAAGACUGCAGCAUCGUCGGCGAUCGUAUUUAUGGGACGCCGGACGGCCGUAUACAGCCGUGCCCCGGUGGCCGGCUGAACAUCGUGACCCGAAGCUUGAUGCAUUUGAGACUGACUAGAUGCAGUGGCUUCGUAGAGAUUUUGUACUCGGCCGGCACCAUAGCAAGGAGAUAUGCUUAUUCGCCGACAUUCCACCAUAGAACAGUAGAAUACGACUUUGCUGAUUUCGUCAGAACACCGCCCAUAUCCAAACCUGAAUUUGAACCGGAACCUGAAUAA
Linum tenue is the source of this 981-nucleotide messenger RNA. The record is from the annotation of a GenBank genome assembly. NCBI's taxonomy places the organism in Eukaryota, Viridiplantae, Streptophyta, Magnoliopsida, Malpighiales, Linaceae.